Paralichthys olivaceus (Japanese flounder) is the source of this 6362-nucleotide messenger RNA. It is a transcript of the gene zswim6, whose product is annotated as zinc finger, SWIM-type containing 6. The record is from RefSeq and is a predicted model, not a curated record. Gene Ontology annotation, molecular function: zinc ion binding. NCBI's taxonomy places the organism in Eukaryota, Metazoa, Chordata, Actinopteri, Pleuronectiformes, Paralichthyidae. Gene Ontology annotation, cellular component: Cul2-RING ubiquitin ligase complex.
AUGGCGGAGCGCGCACAGCAGCCCCCGGCCAAGCGGCUCUGCUGUAGACCGGGAUACGGCGCAACAUGUAGGCAAGGCCAGCGGGCCGCGUGGGCGCCGUGCGGCGGCUCCUCCGCCGCUCAGGGCGACUCGAGCAAAACCCACAGCCCGGAGACUCUGCUGGACAUCGCGGCGCGGAGAGUCGCGGAGAAGUGGCCGUUCCAGCGGGUCGAGGAGCGCUUCGAGAGGAUCCCGGAGCCCGUCCAGAGGCGGAUCGUGUACUGGUCCUUUCCGAGGAGCGAGCGAGAGAUCUGUAUGUACUCGUCGUUCGGCACGGGCGGGGAGGAGAUCGGGAGUAGCGGGGAGAGCGGAGACGACACGCGGCUGCCGUUCCGACGGGGCAUCGGUCUGCUGGAGAGCGGCUGCGUGGACAACGUACUGCAAGUCGGGUUUCACCUCAGCGGCACAGUAAGGGAACCUGCCACGUCCUCGGAGCCCGAGCUGGUCUGCAACGUGAGCGUCAGCUUCGACCGUUGCAAAAUCACGGCAGUAACAUGCAGCUGCGGCAACAAGGACAUCUUCUACUGCGCCCACGUCGUGGCGCUCUCGCUGUACCGAGUACGGAAGCCCGAGCAGGUCAAACUGCGCCUGCCCAUCUCAGAGACUCUUUUCCAAAUGAACAGAGAUCAGCUGCAGAAGUUUGUGCAGUACUUGAUCACAGUGCAUCACACGGAGGUGCUGCCGACGGCACAGAAGCUGGCAGAUGAAAUACUGUCGCAGAACUCAGAGAUCAACCAGGUUCAUGGAGCUCCAGAUCCGACGGCAGGGGCCAGCGUGGACGAUGAGAACUGCUGGCAUCUGGACGAGGAGCAGGUUCAGGAGCAGGUGAAGCUCUUUCUCUCCCAGGGCGGGUACCAUGGCUCGGGAAAGCAGCUCAACUUACUGUUCAGCAAGGUGAGAGAGAUGCUGAAGAUGAGGGACUCCAAUGGAGCCCGCAUGUUAACGCUGAUCACAGAGCAGUUCAUGGGCGACCCCAGACUGGUGCUGUGGAGGCAACAGGGGACCACCAUGACUGACAAGUACAGGCAACUGUGGGAUGAACUAGGGGCUCUGUGGAUGUGCAUUGUGUUGAACCCCCACUGUAAACCCGAGCAGAAGGGUUUCUGGCUACGACAGCUUCGCAGGUGGAACAGUGUGGACGUUUGUCCCUUGGAGGAUGGUAACCAUGGCAGCGAGCUGACCAAUCUGACCAACGCUCUGCCCCAGGGCCCUCCCGGCAACCCAGACUCCCUGACUCGGCCUCACCGGACCGUGUUCACGCGGGCGAUCGAGGCCUGCGACCUGCACUGGCAGGACCCCCACCUGCAGCACAUCAUCACGGAGGACCACUACACCAACUACUGUUACCAUGGCAACAUGGACAGCUCCCUGUUCGAUGCCCGAGGGUGGCCCCUUUGGCACGAGCAUGUACCCACCGCCUGCGCCCGAGUCGACGCCCUGAGAUCACAUGGUUACCCCAAGGAAGCACUCAGACUGGCCAUCGCCAUAGUCAACACACUGAGGAGGCAACAGCAGAAACAGCUGGAGUUCUUCCGCACUCAUAAAAAAGAGCUACUUCAUAAAGGCAUAACAUCAGUUACUAACCUGGAGGGUUGGGUGGGCCACCCUCUGGACCCCAUCGGCACACUGUUCAGCACCCUGAUGGAGACGGGACGGGACAUCGAAGAUAGAAUCCUGCUCGACUUCUCAGGCUCAUUUGGUCCAGGGAGGAUGACGGAGCAUUUUGCUUUCCCGGCGCAGCGUUUCCUGGAAGACGGGGAGUCGUUUGUGUCGCUGGCUGUGGAGACGGCGCUGAUCGGGUUGGGGCAGCAGAGGGUGAUGCCAGACGGACUCUACGCCCAGGAGAAAGUGUGUCGUAACGAAGAGCAGCUAUUGGCCAAGCUCCAGGAAGUCGAUUUGGAUGACUCAUUGGUUAAAAUCUUUCAGAAGCAAGCCAUUUUCCUGCUAGAGGCUGGUCCUUACAGUGGUCUGGGAGAAUUACUCUACAGAGAGAGCGUGCCCAUGCACACCUUUGCCAAGUAUCUCUUCACCUCGCUGCUACCUCAUGAAGCCGAACUGGCGUACAAAAUUGCACUGAGGGCCAUGAGAUUGCCAGUCCUGGAGUCCACGGCCCCCUCUGGCGACUUGUCCCGGCCUCACCAUAUAGUGUCGGUGGUGCCCAACCGCUACCCUCGCUGGUUCACGCUCAGCCACAUAGAGACCCAACAGUGUGAACUGGCCUCUACCAUGCUCACUGCUGCUAAAGGUGAUGCUCGUAAGCUACAAACAGUGUUAGAGUCCAUCCAGAAGAACAUCCACUCCUCAUCCCACAUCUUCAAACUGGCCCAGGAUGCCUUCAAAAUCGCCACCCUCAUGGACAGCCUGCCGGACAUCACGCUGCUCAAAGUCUCCCUGGAGCUGGGCCUUCAGGUGAUGAGAAUGACCCUGUCUACCCUGAACUGGCGGAGAAGGGAAAUGGUGCGAUGGCUUGUCACGUGUGCUACUGAAGUUGGUGUUUUUGCACUGGACAGCAUCAUGCAGAGCUGGUUCACCCUCUUCACCCCCACCGAAGCCACUAGUGUUGUGGCGAGCACAGUCAUGUCCAACAGCACCAUCGUCCGCCUGCAUUUGGACUGUCAUCAGCAGGAGAACCUGGCCAACUCUGCUCGCACCCUGGCCCUGCAGUGCGCCAUGAAGGACCCCCAAAACUGUGCCCUGUCUGCCCUGACGCUUUGUGAGAAGGACCACAUUGCCUUUGAGACAGCCUACCAGAUUGUACUGGACGCAGCUGCUACAGGAAUGAACUACACACAGCUGUUUACAAUAGCACGCUACAUGGAGCACCGUGGUUAUCCUAUGAGAGCGUACAAACUAGCAACAUUAGCCAUGACUCACCUGAACCUCAGCUACAACCAAGACACACACCCGGCCAUCAACGAUGUGCUGUGGGCAUGUGCGCUCAGUCAUUCGCUGGGAAAAAACGAACUGGCAGCCGUCAUCCCCCUGGUGGUGAAGAGUGUGAAAUGCGCCACCGUCUUGUCAGACAUUUUGCGGCGGUGCACAUUAACAACGCCAGGCAUGGUGGCGCUGCACAGUCGCAGGAACUCUGGGAAGCUGAUGUCUCUGGACAAGGCUCCACUCAGGCAGCUACUGGACGCCACUAUUGGGGCCUACAUCAACACGACGCACUCUCGGCUGACACACAUCAGCCCACGCCACUACAGCGAGUUCAUCGAGUUCCUCAGUAAAGCCAGAGAGACGUUUCUCAUGGCACAAGACGGACACAUCCAGUUCACUCAGUUCAUAGACAACCUGAAACAGAUAUACAAGGGCAAGAAGAAACUCAUGAUGCUCGUUCGAGAAAGAUUCGGUUGAAAGUGGAUCAAAAGACUAUUGCCCUUUUUUUUACUUGAGACUCCUUUUUUAUCCUUUCUAACUUGAAGUGAAAAUCCACUUAAAACAACAUUCAUAUGAUUUUGGACUACUGCUUCUAAUGUGAUACUGAACUGAAGGGGUGUAAUUAUAUGCACAAACCAUAGAGAUGUAAGGCUAUUUAAAAAGCAGCAUCGAAAGGAAAAAGUCUCCUGCACGUUGAUUCCAAGCCACGAAAUUUCAAGAAAAAAGCCAACGUUUCUAUCCCACUCUAAUCUCUGACGGGUCAAAAUGCUUAAAAAUGGAUGCCACACACAUAAACAUAUGAUUAUGUAACAGAAAUAAUAAGAAUAUCAAAGCAAGUAGAUAAAAUGAUGACAAUUUAUCAGAAGAUUAAUAUUAAGGAAGGAAGGAAUGGAUAGGCUUGGGUGGCCUUCCAGCAAAUUUGCCAGGGUAAAAGCUAUUAUUAUUAAAAUUAUCAUUAUCACUAUUAUUACUAUUACUGGUAUUAAAAAGUGCUGAGUUGCUUGGAUAUGUUUUGGUGGGAUUAAGCAUUACAUUUUGCCGUAUAUCAUAUUAUAGCACUGUGGAUAAAGCUAAAUACACAGUAGUGAAAAAUGACUAGAAAACCAAUCCUUUCUACCUCUACCUCUCAAUAAUUCUCCUGUUGGCCGCAGCAAAUUCCCUGUUGGACAAGAUUUAUUUGAACUUUAAAUGAUCUUUUCCAUCAAUACACAAGACUGGAAUAAAACUUGUGAGUAAAUCUGUGUCAAGAGUUCUGACCUGACCAGUUUUCUAAACGUUGUGACUUGGAGUCACUGUGCAGUCUCUCUUCUAACUAAUGUGAUGAUAAACACAAGUUCCUGAAGGCAGAUCAUUAGACUUUAUUCAAUUCAAGCUGCACCGAGCGUCAGCCUUAGCACAGACCGAUCCUGGGUUGACUUACGUGUUGGAGGAAUAAUUGGACAGUCCAAGGUGAUAGGGUUGAGAUAUGAAAAAUGCUGCGGGGUAAAAUUUCUCUCUGAAAAUUGACACGUUGGAAAUUGAAGAGGAAAACCCUGAAAGCAACAGCUGGUAUUGAUGUGUAUAAAACCAUUAAGUCUUCAGAAGCGGAGAACUGUUUGUCCCUUUUAUAUGUAUGAGAGGAAGAGUUUUACACUGAGUAUAUACUGUAUUGUCUAAGUGGCAAAAUGUCCACCUUGCACUCCUCCUGUGUCCCUCUGUUAACAUUCACAGCCUCAAAGAGAAAACAAACGGCUUUAAACCAAAUGGAGCAACUCCAUCUGAAGUAUUGAGUACCUCUUUUUAAGGAUCCAGCUUUACCCCCCCCCCCAGUGCUCAGAAAAACUCCAAAUCCACGAUCAGAAUUAAGUCACUGGGUCGAUAUUUGUUCCUGCCAUCUUUAGGCUGAUUGUUUUUGCUUCGCAGCGUCGUCUCAAAUGUUCAAUAUGCUUCGUUUACAGACUAUUUGUUACGGACACACAGCAAACUGUCACAGUGCUCGCUCUUGUGGAAACUUUGCAACUGUCAACAUACAUUCUCAGGGAUUUCUCUAAAAAAAACAAGACAAAAAAGAGAACAAAAGCAUUUUAAUGUCCUGUAUAUAUGAAAGUAUAUGUCUGAAUAUUGAAAAAAAAUGUAUAUGUUAACUAAUUUAUGACAGAUUAUUCUAUGUAAGGCACAAUACUUGAAGCUGCAGUACUUUUGGUUUUUGAAACAAGAAAAAAACAUAUCAGAAGGACUUCAAAACAUUCGCCUUGCAUCGCAUCAGGGGCUGGUGGAGACAGCGGUACACACAGAGUACAUGCUGGCAGGUCUGGCUCUGCAGACAUGUAAUGAACUGCAGAAACCGGCCACUUGAAGACGGGAAGUGGACAUGCAAAAAGUGAAUUCUCCUGAAUACAGAAGUGUUUCGAGGACGGCAGACGUGAGGGAAAGAGAGGACAGUGGAGGUCGAGCAGCAGCGACGACGUUCACGUGCCAACUGCUGCGAUACUCCAGUGGACACGUCUCCUCCUGCAGUGAUUCGCUCUCUAGAUGAAGCUGCUUUACGCCCAGUGUCCAUGCCUCCUCUGCUCACAUCUGAACUUUGAGAAGGACAGAAAAAUUGGAUAAAGCUUUAUUUCACGAGUCCUGUGUUUUACAGCUAAUUUCUUGUGAACUUUCCUCAUAACUUUCCUAAAGAUGAACUGUUUUCCAUAAUUUUGGAUUCUCUUCAUUUGGGUCUGUAAAUUUCAAUUUAUUUCUAAAUAAUCUCCCGUGGAAUUUCCUGAAGUGCAGGAAUUUUCUUUAAUGAACUAUAAUUUACUCAUCUUUGCUCAAAUACAACAGGAAAUACACUUUCUUAAUUUCCGUUAUACUUUCUAACAAACUAUAUUCAGCAUAUAUAUUUCGUGAAUUAAUGAGGAAAGUUUCCAUGAAUUUAGCUGUAAAAUACAGAAGCUGUAAAAUAAAACAUUACAGGACGUCACUCUAUACCAUGGGUUUUGACUGCUCCACUUUUUUGUGCGUUUUCUUUUCAUUUCUUCUCGUUCAAGUGUUUUCAUUUCUCUCUAGAAUUCCUCACACAGGAACAGCCUUCUUUCUUGCCUUGUCUUAAUGCUUUAAAAUAACCAAAUGGGAGUUCUAACUACCAAACCUUUUUCAUAGGCCAGCCGAUGUUUGGUUACAACGUUUCUUAGUGUCUUUUCAUUUUUUAGCUGAACUGUAUUCUGUGCUUUAAAAGCUCAUGUCAUCUGUUUUUCAGUGUCGUCUCUUAGAGGUCUGUUGGUAGCUCCUUUGUUUAGAAGCGAAUAAUACUCCCUUUUAUUUAUUAUGUUAGGUAAAUGAUUGUACAACCAUGUCGACAUGCUCAUGAAGUUGAAACUAAGAUUUGAUACACUGAUCGAUUUAUUUAUGUAACUAAAUCACUGUUUUAUAAACUUGUUAUUGAAUCAACAUUUUGUUUGGAUUAAAUUAGUUUUUUGACAGCA